Piliocolobus tephrosceles (Ugandan red Colobus) is the source of this 1256-nucleotide messenger RNA. It is a transcript of the gene SPMIP2, whose product is annotated as sperm microtubule inner protein 2. The record is from RefSeq and is a predicted model, not a curated record. The coding region runs from base 133 to 693 and encodes 186 amino acids. NCBI's taxonomy places the organism in Eukaryota, Metazoa, Chordata, Mammalia, Primates, Cercopithecidae. The transcript is spliced from 5 exons.
UUAGUAACCGCCUGGUUCAGGUCAUAGGCAGGGAGAGGAAGGACUGCAGAGUCUUUCAUUCUUUCUGGUGCAGCUUAACUGAUUUGAAGAAGCCGAAGAAUAAAAUCCAGUAGCACAGUUAAGACUUUAGCCAUGGCAUCUGUAUCAUACCAAAAACCAACAUCUACUACUGUGGGAAAACAAAUGAUUUUUACAGGUCCAGACUACAUAAAGGAUUAUUUACCCAAAAUUCAUGAGCACACCUGCUAUGUAGGAGAACAGCAUCCGGCGUUAGAAAAAACUGGAGAUCUCAGAUAUUUAUGGAGGCCUGCCUCAAAUAGAAGCUUGCCAGCAAAAUAUAAACAUGAGUACGUUGGUGAAAUUGGUUGGGGAGUACCACAGUAUAAUUUUAUCAACAAAUCAAGACUGGAGAGUGGCUUCCAUAUCAAGUAUGAAGAACUAAGUCAAGCUUCUCUUGAUUCAAUAACCCACAGAUAUCAAAACCCAUGGCAACCAAAACCUCAUGUCCUGGAUAUGCAAGGAAAACAGAGUCGUGCUUCUUUUGCCUGGCAUGUGAGUGAUUUCGAGGACACUGAUCGGAGAAAUUCCAAAUGGGCUACUCUCGUUAGGCAGAGUAAGUCAUCAUUGCCAAGAGCUUCCAAACCAUUUAAGCUGCCGAAGCUGCCAAAAAAGGAAAAGAAAAGGAAGCAUUAGCCUCUAAAUCAGCAUAAUUCAACCUGCUUUUAGAAGGAGAAACUGCCUACUACUGUAGAACAAAAAAUAAGAUCAUAAUAAUCCGUAAGUGCUUCUCAUUUUGCCCCGGGACAGAUGUCUUGCAAGAGUACGCUUCAGCUUAAAGCCCAAAUAAAGAGUUUGGAAAAAAGUUGUUGUCAGUCUUUGCAACCAUUGUUUCAUGAAACUAAUUGUUAUUGACUAUCAAACUAAUAGUAACUGUUUACUGAGUGCUUACAACAUCUAACACUAUUCCAAGUGCUUUACAUUCAUUCUCUAAUAUAAUUUCAUAACCAUAUGAGAUAGCUUCUAUUAUUUCCCCAGCUUUGCAGAUAAGGAAAUUAAGGCUUUGAAAGGUUACAUGGUUAGGAAGUAGCAGAACUUGGAUUUGACCCCAGGCUAUUGGACUCUAAAGCUAACAUAUAUGGCUUUUAAAGUAUCUUAUAAUAUUGGCAUGGUGCUUUGGCAAUAAAAAGCAGUUACAACCCUAAUUUUCAGAAGAUUCUCACAGCACCCUUGUUGAACAGGUACUACCUUCCUUUUAC